This is a messenger RNA of Glarea lozoyensis ATCC 20868, 342 nucleotides long. RefSeq lists its product as uncharacterized. The record is from RefSeq and is a predicted model, not a curated record. The coding region runs from base 1 to 342 and encodes 113 amino acids. Lineage: Eukaryota; Fungi; Ascomycota; Leotiomycetes; Helotiales; Helotiaceae. The transcript has a single exon.
AUGAGCAACUCUCCACUCCGAGUUGUUAUCCGUGUUUGUGUCACAGACAUCCCAGCCAACCCUCAAGAAAGGGUCUAUCGUCUCGGAUGCGAUUUUGCUGAACAGAUUCUUCGUCGACCGUACAACAACAAUUUACGGGAUGAUUGUCACGAUGCUAUGCAUUUCCUUCCGAAUUGUGAGUCGGAAAAUAGCCUGAGAGCUUGGUUUGUUUACGAUUUCAACGUUACCGAGCCAUUGGACAAGACACAAGUCUUGACCAUUUCGCAUGCGGUUUAUCAUGCUACACGACAGGGAGAACCUUGGUGGGUUAGGAGUCUGAGGAGGGGGAAGUUGGUAAGCUAA